Penaeus indicus is the source of this 1006-nucleotide messenger RNA. Its product is annotated as tRNA N(3)-methylcytidine methyltransferase METTL6-like. Lineage: Eukaryota; Metazoa; Arthropoda; Malacostraca; Decapoda; Penaeidae. The record is from RefSeq and is a predicted model, not a curated record. The transcript has 8 exons. Bases 181 to 999 code for a protein of 272 amino acids.
AGCAAGACGAGGAGAAUCGGCCACUUGGUCCUCGCAGGCUGAAGAGAAAGUCCUCUUCCUCAUCUCCUGAAAAAUCUAGAAUCCGGGAAAUCUAGGACUUCUAUUGGAGUACUGUGACUUGAGUAGCUUCAAAAUGCCACAAUAAAGAACACUGGCCAGGUCUUCUGUGUUCUAGAAGCCAUGAUGGCUAUCCCAGAGGCAGGCAUGCUUGGCCACCACCUCCGCUCCCUAACCCCAGAGGAGGAGGAGAAGCUGAAAAGGCAGGAGUCGCGUGGAUUGCUUUCCGAAUUCCAGCAAAAGAAACUAGAGCAAGAAGCAGCAAAGAACUGGGACAAGUUCUACAAACGUAAUGAAACCAGGUUUUUCAAAGAUCGGCAUUGGACAACCCGGGAGUUCCAAGACCUCAUAGGGGAUGGUGCCGUGAAAAGAACUUUGUUAGAGGUUGGUUGUGGAGUUGGAAAUUUCUUCUAUCCACUGCUGGAAGAUGGCUUGAACCUCUUUGUUUAUGCAUGCGACUUCUCCCCAAGAGCAAUAGAAUUUGUGAGGAGCCAUCCCAUGUAUGAUGAAACGAAAGUUAAUGCUUUCCAGUGUGACAUUACUAAGGAUGAAUUGCUUGAAAAGACUAACCAUGCAGUGGACAUUAUCAGCUUGAUCUUUGUCCUUUCGGCCUUGCAUCCUGACAAAUUCCAAGCCGCCAUUUCAAACUUGUACCGUUCUCUGCGACCAGGUGGUAUGGUACUAGUCCGUGACUAUGGCUUGUAUGACAUGGCUAUGCUGAGGUUUGGGCCAGGAAGCAAACUUGGAGAGCGUCUGUAUGUGCGACAGGAUGGCACUAGGGCAUAUUACUUCGUGGAGGAAGAGCUUGCUCAGUUGUUUGAGGACGCAGGAUUUGUGACUGCCAGUAAUUCCUAUGUGACACGUCAAACUGUCAAUAAGAAGGAAGGCAUUGAUGCACAAAGGAUCUUCAUACAAGCAAAAUUUGUCAAGCCUGAAGAGUGAAGUGCUG